Vidua macroura (Pin-tailed whydah) is the source of this 1194-nucleotide messenger RNA. RefSeq names its product mesoderm development LRP chaperone (gene MESD). Gene Ontology annotation, biological process: protein folding. Lineage: Eukaryota; Metazoa; Chordata; Aves; Passeriformes; Viduidae. Gene Ontology annotation, molecular function: low-density lipoprotein particle receptor binding. The record is from RefSeq and is a predicted model, not a curated record.
CUCCCGGCCCGAUCCAUCCCGCCCCGCGGCCCUUCCAGCUCCUCCUCCCGGCCCUGGCGCUGCUCCCGCCCAUGAGGCGGCCGGGGCCGCCUUCCCGAGGGCGGCAGAAGAUGGCGGCGGCCGCGGGCUGGGCGCUGCUGGCCCUGGCGCUGUGUGUGAGCGCGGCGGCCGCGACCGGCGGCUCCGAGGGGAAGCGGCGGGAAGGGCCGCCCAAGAAGAAGGACAUUCGGGACUACAACGACGCGGACAUGGCUCGGCUGCUGGAGCAAUGGGAGAAAGAUGAUGACAUUGAAGAGGGAGAUCUCCCUGAACACAAGAGGCCUCCAGCACCAAUAGAUUUCUCAAAAAUAGAUCCAGGCAAGCCUGAAAGCAUCCUGAAGCUGACAAAGAAGGGGAAGACUUUGAUGAUGUUUGUCACAGUGUCAGGAAACCCAACAGAAAAGGAGACAGAAGAGAUCACCAGCUUGUGGCAGGGCAGUCUCUUCAACGCAAACUACGACGUGCAAAGGUUUAUUGUUGGCUCCAAUCGGGCUAUCUUCAUGCUGCGGGAUGGUGGCUAUGCCUGGGAGAUCAAAGACUUCCUGAUAAAUCAGGAAAGGUGUGCAGAUGUUACUUUGGAAGGUCAGGUUUAUCCUGGCAAAGGGGCAGAUGGAAAUGAGAAAGUGAAAAACAAAACAAAACCUGAAAAGGCAAAGAAGAAAAAAGACACAGAGAAGAAAUCCAACGGCGUCAAAGAGGACAACCGCAACCAACCAGAGAGAGGAGCUAUGACAGCCACGGUACCCAGACUGAAUCCUGCUCUGCUGCUCCUUGAAGGGAACCUGCUGAUGAGUCCUGGGUUUUGGGGAGGAAGGAAGCAGAGACUACUGAAGCUUAAAUUUAUGUUGAAAUUCACAAGUUUACUCAUUGCUGUUGGCCAUUUGUUUAGUUACAGGAAAGUUCUAUACAGAGGUACAUGGAAAAUCAUCUAUUUCCAUGACAGCGAAACAUCUGCUGCCUUUCUCCUCCCAGCAUAGUGGCUUCUCUGUUCUAGUGCUAUAACUAACUCUUCUGAGCUACUGUUAAAUUUUUAACCCAGCUGUCCUACUCAGAAAAAACAGUUUGUCAGUGAUGCUACACAGGAUGUGGUUGCACUUUGUGAAAAAUUUCCAAUGGACAAUCAACUUUUUAUGUAAUAAAAUAUUGGAAAAAAUA